Lottia gigantea (owl limpet) is the source of this 975-nucleotide messenger RNA. RefSeq lists its product as hypothetical. NCBI's taxonomy places the organism in Eukaryota, Metazoa, Mollusca, Gastropoda, Lottiidae. The record is from RefSeq and is a predicted model, not a curated record. The transcript is spliced from 5 exons. Gene Ontology annotation, molecular function: zinc ion binding; carbonate dehydratase activity. Gene Ontology annotation, cellular component: plasma membrane. The annotation marks the transcript as partial.
GGUCCCCAGAGUUGGCAUGAAUUAUUUCCUGCAGCCUGCGCUGGUGUAGCUCAAUCACCAAUCGAUAUUAGACCAGAAAGAACUAUCUACAAUCCUGAUUUAAAAGAUUUUGCUCUAUGGUAUGAUCCACCUAAACCAGGAUCACGAAUGAAAAUCAAAAAUAAUGGUCACGCCAUUCAAGUUAACACUGAAGGUGAAUUCUACUUUACUAAUGGUGGAUUACAGCAUGUAUAUAAAGUAGAACAAUUUCACUUUCAUUGGGGUAGUGAAGAUCAUAUGGGUUCUGAACAUUUACUGGACUCUAUAGCUUAUCCUAUUGAGAUGCAUAUUGUGAGUUAUAACAGUGAUCUGUAUGGAGAUAUUGGUGAAGCUGUAACAGAGAAAGGUGGUCUAGCUGUAUUAGGUGUUCUAUUUGAAGUUCAAGAACAACCUAAUCCAGUCUAUGAUCCUAUUAUUCAAGCACUACAACAUGUUAAAGAUCCAGAAAUGGAUAAAGAAGAAGAAAUAGAAGCUGUCUCAUUAAGAAAUUUAUUACCAGAAGAUAUGUCUAAAUAUUAUCGUUAUAAUGGUUCACUAACUACACCAGGUUGUUUUGAAACAGUAACAUGGACAGUAUUUCAUCAAAAACAAAAAAUAUCUUUCGGACAGGAAUAUUCUGAAAGAUUGAAUGGAUCACCAGCACCAAUAGAUGCUAUUAAUGAAGAUAUUCCAGAAUGGAUUCAGGAUCCCUUGGUUGAUAACUUCCGCCCUGUGCAGCCAUUAAAUAACCGUGUUGUGUAUCGUAGUUUCAAACUAAAAGACAUUUAUGCUCCACAACUAACAUAUAAUAUUCAACCCAACUCACAACCUGAACCUGAGCCUAAAAAAACAGGCAAAGUAGCUACAGUCUACUCCAAACAAGAUAACAAUUCAGCCAAUUCUGUCCACAUUUCAUUUCUGUCUUGUCUUAUUGUGUUCAUUAUUUCCCUUUUAUAA